UACAUCCGUUAACACACACACGCGCGCGCACUCACACACACUAUGUCUCCUUCCUCAACAUCCAAACCCUAAACAGAAAUAUCCACUCAUUUCACCAAACAAUCAUCAUGCCAGCUGACGGAACCGCCGAUCGGAGAAUCGACACAUCAUCUUCAUCGCCUCUUCCGGCGCCAACUAACGGAUUUCGAACUGUUCCGACGAACUCGCUAUACCGGCUUCGAUUAAACCCUAAUAAUAGUCAUAGACCUGACAGUUAUGAAGAUCUUAAUCAAAUUGAGUUUACUCCUUUGCUUUAUAGCUCACUUGAACGCUAUUUGCCUCCUAAUAUGUUGAAUGUCCAUCGUGAAAUUAAGCUUAGGUAUAUGAGUGAGAUUCUGCGUCGCUAUACUUCCGAAGGUGAACGUAAUCGAAUCCAAAAGCACAGAGAAUACAGGCAGAGAAUUGUAUCUAAUUAUCAGCCCCUAUAUAGAGAUUUAUAUCAAUUGAAUGCCACAACCUUCUUUGUGCCAUCCUUCUUAAAAGCGUUCAUGGCCUCCGAUAACACCAGAGAAGCAAGUAUCAGAAGUAUCAUGUCUGAACCUGCUCCAGGAAUUUAUACAUUCAAUAUGCUGCAGCCUCGUUUUUGUGAAAUGUUGCUUGCUGAGGUAGACAAUUUUGAGAAGUGGAUUCAAGAAACAAAAUUCAGAGUUAUGCGGCCAAAUACAAUGAACAAGUACGGUGCUGUUCUUGAUGACUUUGGAAUGGAAACCAUGCUGGAAAAGUUAAUGGAUGAAUUUAUACGGCACAUCUCAAAAAUUUUCUUUGCUGAUGUUGGAGGGUAUGCACUUGAUUCACAUCAUGGAUUUGUUGUUGAGUAUGCAUUUAAUAGAGACAUUGAAUUGGGGUUCCAUGUAGAUGAUUCAGAGGUGACCUUGAAUGUUUGUUUGGGCAAGCAUUUUUCUGGUGGGGAGUUGUAUUUUAGAGGCGUGCGAUGUGAUAAACACAUGAAUACGGAAUCACAUCCUGAGGAAAUCUUCGAGUACUCCCAUGUCCCUGGACAUGCAGUUAUUCAUCGCGGUCGCCAUCGACAUGGUGCGAGAGCUACUACAACUGGCCAGAGAAUCAAUUUACUGCUUUGGUGCAGAAGUUCUGUGUUUAGAGAGUUGAAAAAACACCAAAAGGAAUUUACAAGCUGGUGUGGGGAAUGCCAACGGGUGAAGAGAGAACGGCUUCAGCAGGUUGUACUUGCAAAGAGAGGGGAGCUAUUCGGCAGUCAAGGAGAAGCUGCUUCUUGAUUGGAUGAGGAAUCACUUUGCUUAUGCUGUGCUCGUAGAUCAGUGUACAUGUAGAUCCUUUAUGAAGACCAAGUCAUGGUAGUCGAAUCCUAAGCAUGACCUCAGUUUUGACCUUUAAGUUAUUUCUGAUCAUGCGUUAUGGUGAUGAAAAGUUGUUUGUUAUAACCUGGCUACAUUUAUUUUCUUUCCAUUUAUGUGACAUGAUGAAUCUGUUAUUUAUAGGUAGCAAUGAGUGUUGUGUCGAUUUCAUAUAUGUUAUGGAAGCUCGUGUGUUUUGGGUUGUAUCAUAGUGCCUUAAGGCUAUGUGGAUGGUUUAGACAUUUGAAGUAUUUAUGCUUGUUGUCUUAGGAUCUUUGUAAAUUACGACUUCUGAAAAAGAUAUUUAGUUUAAGAGCAUUAUAAUUUAAUUUUUUGAACUAUAUUUAUUGUA
Messenger RNA from Erigeron canadensis, 1704 nucleotides. Its product is annotated as 2-oxoglutarate and iron-dependent oxygenase domain-containing protein CP2-like. Lineage: Eukaryota; Viridiplantae; Streptophyta; Magnoliopsida; Asterales; Asteraceae. The coding region runs from base 108 to 1274 and encodes 388 amino acids. Gene Ontology annotation, molecular function: L-ascorbic acid binding; iron ion binding; oxidoreductase activity, acting on paired donors, with incorporation or reduction of molecular oxygen. The record is from RefSeq and is a predicted model, not a curated record. The transcript is spliced from 9 exons.